Messenger RNA from Pecten maximus, 639 nucleotides. Its product is annotated as cyclin-A1-4-like. The record is from RefSeq and is a predicted model, not a curated record. NCBI's taxonomy places the organism in Eukaryota, Metazoa, Mollusca, Bivalvia, Pectinida, Pectinidae. The transcript is spliced from 4 exons. Gene Ontology annotation, cellular component: cyclin-dependent protein kinase holoenzyme complex; centrosome; cytoplasm. Gene Ontology annotation, biological process: regulation of cyclin-dependent protein serine/threonine kinase activity; mitotic cell cycle phase transition. Gene Ontology annotation, molecular function: cyclin-dependent protein serine/threonine kinase regulator activity. The coding region runs from base 1 to 624 and encodes 207 amino acids.
AUGAGUGACCGUGAGAGAGAACGGGAGGGAUGGGGCUACAAUGUUCCAAACCCCUUUCACCUGAGUGUGGCACUGAUAGACCAGGUCCUCAAUAGGGUGAAGAUCUCAUUAGCUGUUCUACAGCUCCUCGGCAUCACAUGUGUCCUCAUCGCUGCCAAAUAUAGAACGCUAAACCCCAUCACCAGUCUCUGUAAUCUGACAGACAACACUUACGAACCACACCAAGUUCUAGAUAUGGAGAAAUUCAUCCUCAAGGAGCUGAAGUUUGAUCUCAACAUCUGUGAACCAAUCAUGUUCCUCGACAGAUUUUUUGAGGUGGAAAAGGAAGAUAAGGAGGUAGAACAUCUGGCACAGUAUCUUCUAGAUUUGUCCUUAACCUCUGUCAACUUCACCUCGUAUGUACCAUCCAUGAUGGCUGCCAGUGCACUGCUCAUGUCCAGAAAGAUAUUGGGGAGGAAAGGUUGGACUACUGGCUUGGGAUAUUACACCAUGUACGCGGAGAAAGACCUCGUCAGGUGUGGCAAUGCUUUGUGUAGGUUACUCCUCAGAACCACCAACUCAAAAUAUCAGGUAAGUGAGACAUUGCUUCUCCACAAACAGCAAGAGGAACAAGUAUCUAUUUAAACUUUCUUAUAUACA